Trichoplax adhaerens is the source of this 888-nucleotide messenger RNA. RefSeq lists its product as uncharacterized. Gene Ontology annotation, biological process: actin cytoskeleton organization; muscle structure development. The annotation marks the transcript as partial. The transcript is spliced from 5 exons. Gene Ontology annotation, cellular component: stress fiber; filamentous actin; Z disc. The record is from RefSeq and is a predicted model, not a curated record. NCBI's taxonomy places the organism in Eukaryota, Metazoa, Placozoa, Uniplacotomia, Trichoplacea, Trichoplacidae. Gene Ontology annotation, molecular function: muscle alpha-actinin binding; actin binding.
AGUCUAACAUCAGCAACAAAAGAGCUUGACGAUUUAAUGGAGUCCUUAACAACGAUGAAGACAAGGAGCAUACGAAAUUCAAAAUCUGCUAGCGCUCAAAAAGAUCAACAAGAUAUACCGAAUUCACUGAUGGGCGGGCUGCAAUCGGAUUUAAAUAAGCAAGGGAUUAAUGUUGAAUCAAAAGGCAUGUGUGCAGGGUGCCAUAGGAUGAUUGUUGGUCAAAUUUUAACUGCUUUAGAUCAAUCAUGGCAUCCCCAGCACUUUACUUGCGCGGAGUGUGGAUCUUCUCUAGCUAGUAAGACAUUUUACGAAUGGGAAUCGAAACCUUAUUGUGAAAAAGAUUAUUUUGAUCUAUUUGCACCAAAGUGCGCUGGUUGCAAUGAAUCUAUAACCACGGAGUGCUUGACAGCAAUGGAUCAGAAGUGGCAUCCGGAGCAUUUUAUAUGUACCAUUUGUAAAAAGCCCUUAGUUGAUGAAAAAUUUCAUGUUGUUGAUGAUAAGCCUUAUUGUUCCAAUUGCUUUAAUGAAUUACAUGCUCCAAAUUGUAAUGCAUGUAAUAAAAAAAUUACUGAAGAAUUUGUCUCGGCCCUGAAUUGCCAAUGGCACCCAGAGUGUUUCGUGUGCAUGGAAUGCAAGAAACCGUUCAUUGAUGGAGUGUUUAUGAAUUAUGAAGGCUUACCGUAUUGCAAAUUGCAUUAUUACACUAAAAUUGGUUCCAUUUGUUGCCACUGUGAAGAGCCAAUUGCUGGCCGAUGUAUAAUUGUAGCAAAGAGAAAGUAUCAUCCUGAACAUUUUCUUUGUUCAUUUUGUCAAAAACAGCUCAGCAAAGGCACAUUUAAAGAACGCAGCGAUAAGCCGUAUUGUGUGCCAUGUUAUGCCAAAUUAUUU